AUGGCCGUCGGACGCCUGGCAUAUAAGGAGACCCUUUUGAGGAGCACAAGUUCUAUACUCAUGACUAUUGAAUUGCACUAUGAUAGCGCUGGCAAUGCAUACAGUCACGACCGAACUGGGAUGUGGCAACCACACCCUGGGAUCGCACAGCCAGUUGCACAUCCAUUGCACGUCUCACAGCCUGAUCCUUUUGUUCACACUGGGCUGAAUGGUACUGUGUCACUCACUCCAAGGACUGAUGGAACUUGCCCUCAGGGUUAUCAGUAUGCCCUUAACACCCCAGCCAAAUUCUCUACCCAGCAUCAGCACCCCCCUUCACCUUCCCCUGUCGCAAGCGGUUCACAACUCACUCAGCAUAAAUUCAACCAUAACACCAUUGAUCCGGUCCUCCGUCCGCUUCCCAAUGAUGCUGAUCUGGACUUAACUGACCCAGUGGUCAUUGCUGAGGCACAUGGCUAUGCCGCUGCCUCAAAAACAGCUGGGGCUCGUCGCACCACCAAAGCCAAGGGCAAGGAAAAAUGGGAAGUCAAGUGCGGGCGCCCAUCAGGCUCUAACAAUUAUACUACUGCUGACACCAAGGCACUUCUCGGCUUUGUCGAAAAGGAACUGCCACUAGGCCAGCGAGGCUGGCAGGCCAUACAUGCCAAGUUCUCAGAGUGGGCAACAAAAUGGGGACGUCCAGACCGAAAAGUCAGUUCCCUCAAAACGAAAUUUAAACAGCUCAUCAAGACUACCAAGCCCACUGGAGAUGGUGUUUGCCCUCCUGAUGUCACCCGUGCACAUCAAAUUGAUGCACUCAUCAACGAACGUGCAGGUACACGUGAUCUCAACGACAUGGAGUUUGAUGACAACUGUGAUGAUGACAAUACUUGCUCUGUCUCUUCGGCUCUAGAUGAGCCACAACAUGUGGCUGUUACGAAGGCCACACAUACUGAAGCUCCAGCUCUGCGACACAAUGCACAUGGUGCUGCUGUGGAGUUGCUAACUCGUCUGUCGGGGGCAUUCGAUCCUGCUACACAGCGAGCUCGUGACGAAGAACAAGCAGAUUGGAGUCUUGCUAAUACUCAGCUGAUGGCACAGGCCUAG
Suillus paluster is the source of this 1086-nucleotide messenger RNA. RefSeq lists its product as uncharacterized. The coding region runs from base 1 to 1086 and encodes 361 amino acids. The transcript has 5 exons. The record is from RefSeq and is a predicted model, not a curated record. NCBI's taxonomy places the organism in Eukaryota, Fungi, Basidiomycota, Agaricomycetes, Boletales, Suillaceae.